AGCCAGAGAAGCAGUGAUGAGUUUGCGCAGAAACUGAGUGAGACGGCGAGACAACAAUGUUUGACGAGGAAAUAAUUCAUCUGAAGCGAAUCUCACGCGUCCACUCUUAAAUCAUCAGUGUUACCAGUCAUAAUUUUAUCACCUGCCACACGCACAACCAUGGAAAGACUGACUUUAAUGACAAGGAGAAAAGGACCUAGUAAUGAUACUGAUACUGGCCAAAAUGAGAAUGCCCGUGGGGGUGGAAGUAGAAGACGAGGGGGUGCCCAAGGAGACAGAAGAAGAGCACAAAGUUAUGGUAGUAGUCAAAGUGAAAGGGAGGAAAGAAAUGAAGGAGGUGAAGGGCUGCGUGGGAGAGGCAGAGAAAGAACAGCAGCAGGAAGAGGAAGAGGUGCUGCAACCGGAGGAGGUGAAGUGGUACUAGGGAGAGGCAGGGGAAGAGGAGCUACAGAGGUGGGUCGCAAUAUGGAAAGAGGAGGCAGACAAAGAAGUGCUGGAAGAGGUAGAAAUGGAGGGGAAGGUGCAGAGAGACAGAGAUUUGAAGUAGAAAGAAAUAGAGAAGCAGGUCCAGUUGUGAGACAAGGAGCAAGAAUGGGGAUGGCAAAAACUGGUGCAAGGAGAGAAGGACAUGUAGACAGAGGAGAAAAUAGGAUGGGUGAAAGAAGAGAUGUUGAGGGAGACAGAUCAGAUAGAAAUGGAAGGAGUUCAAAUUCCUCCAGUACAGCUAGGGCACCACAGGGCAGAGGACUGGGCUUUAAAGCCCUGGAAGAACUCUCUGAAAAAGACCCAUCUGUAGUGGCCAUUACCAUCUCCUCACACCCUUCGUUAAACAAUGUCCUCAGUGAGACCAAAAUGAGGCAGGAUCUUAUUGAGCUCAUUUGUCUGGUGCUGAGUAAAGCCUUUAAAUCAAGGACAGACAGAGGCACUCUGCAGCACCUGGCUGGCAUCAUAAAAGAUUCAGGGUUCUUUCGCACCGCUCUACCCCACUAUUUGGUGGGGAUGUUGUCAGAGUCCAACCCUGUUCGCAGAGCGCAAUACCCACGGCAUCUGGAAAACAUCCUUGCCAUUCUCUCAGAGGUGCUUAGCAUCUUCCCUGCUAGCUCUGUCCAGGCAGUCAGUUUGUUACUGACACUGCUCCAAGGCUCCGUUAACAGCCUGAGGGCAUCAGGUGUGGACAUUAAGCCUGAAAUUGAGGAACGUAUGGAGAGUCUUCAAGACCUGAUCAGACACCUCCAGGAAAGAGCGAGGGAGGGGACUCUGCGCUCAGACAGGGACACAUAUGCACUCCUGCCCUCUGGUGGUGGUAACCCAGAUGAAGAAGAUCAGCAGGAUUUCAGGGCCAUACCGAUCUACCCAAAUCCACAGGAGUUCCGGGAGGAGCAUAGGCCAUUCCUGAGACCCAACCUUACUUCUCAGCGUUACACAAACACGCACCUUUACCUUGAUACACACUUCCGGCUGCUCAGAGAGGACUUUGUGCGACCACUGCGUGAGGGAAUUCAGCAGUUGCUCCAGAACCAAAUGGAUAUGGGAAGGACUGAUAACCCACUGAGGACAAAGCGCUUUGAUGAUAUUAGAAUAUAUUUUGACACACGACUAGUGGUGCCCAAGUGCACCCAGACUGGCAUUGCCUACGUAGUCCAGUUUGACAUUCAGCCACUUAAGUUUGUACGCUGGCAGAACUCCAAGAGGCUGCUUUAUGGCUCCCUGGUGUGCCUGUCAUGUGACAACUUUGAGAGCUUCCUGUUUGCCACAGUGUCAGAUCGUGACCCUGUAGACCUGCAGAACGGACGGGUCCAGAUUACCUUUACAGAGGAGAGCAGAUUCAAGUUGGCAAGAAUUCAGAAGGAUCAGCUGUUUUUGAUGGUCGAGACCACUGCCUACUUUGAGGCCUAUCGGUAUGUUCUAGAGGGCCUACAGGAGCAGGAGGAGGACAAUCUGCCCUUUCAAAAGUACAUUGUGGAUUGCAGCACAGAUGUGCAGCCUCCAGCUUAUCUACAAAGAAAUGAUACUUAUGACCUGUCAUCCGUUGCUGACCCUGACUACAAGGCCACCAUGAAGCCCUUUCACAGCCUGAAGGCAGAAGCCUGGCCAAGGAUGGAGGCACUGGGGCUGGAUGAGUCUCAGAUAAGAGCCUUCAACCUGGCCCUCACAAAAGAGCUGGCCAUCAUACAAGGGCCUCCAGGCACUGGAAAAACCUACGUUGGCCUAAAAAUUGCUCAGGCACUCUUGACCAACCAGGCACUCUGGGGAGAACAGGGCACAGCUCCGAUGCUGGUUGUGUGUUACACCAACCAUGCCCUGGAUCAGUUCCUUGAAGGUAUCCAUAAAUUUUUAAACGAAGGCAUAGUGAGAGUUGGAGGUCGCAGCAACAGUGAGAUCCUGAAGCGUUUCAAUAUGAGGGAGCUGACCCAUUCGCCUAACUUCAAACGUACACUGCCAGGUCAUCUGCGUGAUGCACACAAUCAGGUUUACAGACAGCUGUGUGAAGAGGAGAGGGAAAUCCAAGAACAGAGUAUGAGGUUGGAAUGUUCUCUGAAAGGUGUGGUGAAGGAAAGAUUCUUACAGAGGUUCAUUUCAAGCACACACUGGGACAGCCUGCAUCUACCCCCUACAAAGGAUGAAUUUCAGGCACAGAGGGAGAAGAAGCCCAGCCUGAUGAUGGAGUGGUUGGGUUUGGGUUCCACUGUCUUCCUGCAGAGGGAGACAGAGAAUGCAAAUGGAAAUGAAGAUCUAGCAGAAGAAGAACCAAUGGAGGUGGAAGAAGAGGACCUCAUUGAAAUCGCAGAGGAGGCAGAGCUGAUCCAGGCAGAGCGGAUUAUUGAUGACAACUUUGGCCCCAGAGCCAGUAAAGAUGGCAGAAAGAGGGGCGAAAUGGAGGGAGCUGUUAAAGCAAUGGAAGAACUGAUGCUUGCUAUGAAUCUGGAUAAAGCUGAAAUACAGGCUGAGCAGAGUGAGGAAGGAUUUGAGCUCCAACGGGCCCAAAAGAAAAAGAUGAAGAAAAAAAUUAAAAAAGAACUUGGGAAGAGCUCAGCAAUGACUGAAGAAGAGGAAGCUACUGUGUUUGAUGUUUGGACCCUUAGUCAGCAAGACAGAUGGAAACUCUAUCGGUUGUGGGUGGCACGCUACAGGAUGGAGCUUUACGAAAGAGCCCUACAGUCUGAACAAGCCUAUCAGAACGCAGUGGACAGAUUGGCUGAUGUAAAACGGCAUGAAACUCUCUGUCUCCUCAAGAAAGCCACGGUUAUUGGUAUGACAACAACAGGAGCAGCGAAGCACCGGAAAGCUCUGCAGGAAGUGCGUCCACGUCUGGUGAUUGUAGAAGAAGCUGCAGAGGUUCUUGAGGCCCACACCAUCACCACGCUGAGCCAAGCAUGCCAGCACCUCAUCCUUAUUGGAGACCACCAACAACUGCGUCCCAGUGCCACAGUGUAUGAACUUGCUAAAAACUUCAACCUGGAGAUGUCCAUGUUUGAGAGACUAGUGAACAUGGGGCUGCCUUUUGUCAGACUGGAUUACCAGCAUCGUAUGAGGCCAGAAAUUGCCCGCCUUCUGACCCCACACAUCUACAAAGAGUUAGAAAACCAUCCCUCUGUGUUGGACUAUGAAAACAUCAAGGGCCUUAAGACCAAUUUAUUCUUUGUGGAGCACAACCACUUGGAAGAAGAAAUCAGAGAUGGAAGAAGCCAUCAGAACCGUCAUGAGGCAAUGUUUGUUGUAGCUCUCUGUCGCUACCUUCUCCUUCAAGACUACAAACCAGAGCAGAUUACCAUCCUCACAACCUAUACUGGCCAACUCCACUGUCUUCGCAACAAUAUGCCAGCUAAGCAGUUUGCAGGUGUCAAAGUGCAUGUAGUAGACAAGUACCAGGGAGAAGAGAAUGACAUUGUAUUGUUGUCACUAGUCCGUAGCAACCGACAGGGUAAAGUUGGCUUUUUGAACAUUUCCAAUCGUGUCUGUGUAGCUUUGUCACGUGCCAAGAAAGGUCUCUACUGCAUAGGCAACAGUCUGAUGCUGAACCAAGUCAAACUGUGGAGCAAAAUCUUCCACACCUUGAGGGAGAAGGACCAGGUUGGGAAAGCUCUGACUCUGUGCUGUCAAAAUCAUCCAGAUCGACAGGUAAACGCAUCAUCUGCUGAAGAUUUCAAACAAGCACCUGAGGGAGGCUGCACCCAGCCUUGCCAGUUCCGUCUGGAAUGCGGCCAUGUUUGUCCUAGAGUCUGUCAUCCAUACGACCCAGAGCACAAGAAGUAUAAGUGUGACAAGAAGUGUGAGAAGAUUAUAUGUGAUCGGGGACACAGAUGCACACUUGUGUGUUAUAAAGAAUGCCCGAAGAAAUGUCCAGUGAAAGUUGAGAAGAUCAUACCCAAGUGUCAACACAAACAAAUGGUUCCUUGUCACCAGGACCCAGAAACAUUUACAUGUCAGGAGCCUUGCCAGAAGCUGCUCAGCUGUGGACAUCAAUGUGAUUCAGUCUGUGGGUCACCAUGCACCAAUGAAUGCAAGGUGAAAGUCAUCUUAAAACUUAGGUGUGGACACAUCAAGCAAGAUGCAUGCUUUUACAGAACAUGUAUAGAUGAGGCUGAAUGUACGAUCCCGUGUGAGCACCAGCUAAAAUGCGGACAUGCUUGCCGUGGUACAUGCAGCCAGUGUUAUCAGGGACGCUUCCACUUUCACUGUGUUCACAAAUGUGAACGUCUCCUUAUCUGCUCUCACAAGUGCGACGUACCUUGCACCCGCGAUUGCCCCCCUUGUCAGAGGCAUUGUGAGAACUUCUGUGUCCACAGUAAGUGCAUGAAGCCAUGUGGGCAGCCCUGCGCUCCUUGUAUUGAGCCCUGUGAGUGGCAGUGUGCUCACCAUCGGUGCAGGAAGCUUUGCCAUGAGCCAUGUGAUCGCCCGCCAUGCACCCAACCCUGCAACAAGACCCUGACUUGUGGCCACCCAUGCAUUGGACUAUGUGGAGACAAAUGUCCAAGCAAAUGCCGCAUCUGUAACCAUGAUGAAGUCACAGAGAUUUUCUUUGGCACUGAAAGUGAGCCUGACGCAUGCUUCAUUCAGCUGGAGGACUGUGGUCACAUCAUUGAAUACACAGCGAUGGACAUAUACAUGGGUUUGGAUGACAACCAGGCAAACGAAGGUGAGCAGGUGGCCAUAAAAUUAAAGGAAUGUCCCAGGUGUCGUACGCCGAUCCGAAAGAAUGUGCGCUACGGAUCUCAGAUCAACCGCAGUCUGAAAGAGAUAGAGAUGGUAAAGGAGAAGAUAAAUGGACAGCAGCCAGAUAUUGAAAAACAGAGAAACGCACUUCUAACUCAGUGGAAGGAAAACCUUCGAACCUAUGAAAUGCAUGACCAAAUUGAAUAUCUGCAUAUCAAAACCAGACUGGAAAAAUCCUGCCUCACAGCAAAUGAUCUAUGGGUAGUGGAAAACAAGAUGGAUUUCCUAAUAAGAAUUAAGAAGAUACUGAAGCUUGUGAAGAACAACGUGUUAUUUCUGGAUGGCUACAGGUUCAAGAAGAAGGUUAAAGAGUUUGUGUGUUGGCUCACUAACCACCACCAAAAAUUCACAGAGCAGCAGGUAUUUGAUUUGCAGAGAGAGCUGCAGCGACUCAACCUCCUUGCUGAACUCAAUGCCCGUUGCCAUUACGCAAAUGAGAGGGACCUCACAGAAAAGAUUCAAUCAGAAGUACAAAAAAUAAGAGACGUUUUGGAAAUGUGUGGUCAAUUCACUGAGCAAGAUCAACAGAGAGUGAAAGAAGCAAUGAAGGAACUAGACAAGAAGGUUCCACUCAAGGGCUUGGGGAUCAGUGACGAGGAAAGAAAAAUGAUUGUGUCAGCAAUGAAGAUGCAACCUGGACACUGGCACAAAUGUCCAAACGGCCAUGUCUAUGUUAUCACAGAGUGCGGAGGGGCUAUGGAGAGCCGGACUUGUCCUGAUUGUGAUGCUACUAUUGGCGGGCACAGCCAUAGACUUGCAAGCGGCAACCAAGUUGCCUCAGAGAUGGAUGGGGCACAGCACACUGCUUGGUCUGAAGCCAAUAACCUUCUAAACUUUGAUCAACUUGACUUCUAAACGCUGUUUUAGAAAAGCCCGUUGUCUUCUUUCCAGCCUUGAGUCUUAGCUGGAACACCUAUGAGUGACAACAAAAGCCAUUAUACUCAAUAUAAAAAAAUUAAAAGAAGAUAACAUAAUUUUUAGUUUUACUUUAUGUCAUUUCAGCCACCUAAGAGAUGGAUAGGGCAGAGAACAUUUCAUUAGACCAUAUUCUUCUUGCAUGAAUUUAAGCUUUUGAAACAUUUUCUUGAAAAUGCUGAUUUUACUAGCACUGGCAAUCAUCUACUAUAUUUGUAUAUCAUCAAAUCUGUUUUUCCACCUUCUGUUAUGAAUUGAUGUCACACAGUAUUGCUGUUUUUAAACAUAGUGGGUGGUGGUUUAUUUUUAAGUGCUUUAUAAGUUACAGAAUAGGUGUUAGCUUUUAAUGCUAGACUUGGUGACUGUAAACCUUUGGCAUUGUGUGUUCAGUAGUCCAUCAAGUAAUAGUUGUACCAUGCCUUAGCAAUAGGUGGCAGUAAAACACUGUAAAAUAAGAGUAACCGCUUGAUAGUAACUAUAAUUGCUGCUUGUUCAUAUGAGAUUAAAAUAGCUGGAGAUACAA
Molecule: messenger RNA, 6652 nt
Organism: Archocentrus centrarchus (flier cichlid)
Lineage: Eukaryota; Metazoa; Chordata; Actinopteri; Cichliformes; Cichlidae
Gene: znfx1
Product: zinc finger, NFX1-type containing 1
Exons: 19
Coding region: 160-6069 (1969 amino acids)
Biological process (GO): regulatory ncRNA-mediated heterochromatin formation
Cellular component (GO): nucleus; nuclear RNA-directed RNA polymerase complex
Molecular function (GO): helicase activity; zinc ion binding
Source: RefSeq, a predicted model, not a curated record